Anopheles arabiensis is the source of this 2420-nucleotide messenger RNA. Its product is annotated as piggyBac transposable element-derived protein 4-like. The record is from RefSeq and is a predicted model, not a curated record. Lineage: Eukaryota; Metazoa; Arthropoda; Insecta; Diptera; Culicidae. Bases 74 to 1588 code for a protein of 504 amino acids. The transcript is spliced from 2 exons.
CCGACGGAAGCAGACCACACCCCAAGCUCAGCGCUUACCUUAGAGUGAUUUUUUUUUCCUGCAUCUUUCAAAAAUGUUUACUCCACCCUCCAACUGUGACCCGGUCUUUACCAUGGCAGCGCAGGGUCCAUAUGUUGCGAUUGAAUUGGAGUCUGAAGACGAUGUAAAUGACACCGGCCCGGCAACGCGUGCCGAAGCGGCACUGAACAGCGAUGGGGCCGGCGAGCCCGAACAGCAGAGCGACGACGACGACCUCAUUUGCGAAUGGGAAGAGCCGCAAACGUUCGGCAUAUUCGACGAACCGGUCGGCAAAAACGUCCCAUUCGACGGGGCUAAUGGACGGACUGCGAGCGAAUAUGCGGCACUAGUGUGCGACGAUGCGCUGUUCGGCAUACUCGUGAAAGCAACCAACCGGCACCGAAAACUGUGGGCAGGUUGUAUGCGGGCUAGAGGGCAAUCAGUUGAACCGUACCGGAAAGUCACCGUGGCCGAGAUGAAACGGUACGUCGGCCUGCUGCUGGUGAUGGGGCAGGUCAGAAAAGAAUGCCGGCGCUACUACUGGUCGACGGACCCGCUGCUCGAGACGCCCGUGUUUGCGAACACCAUGAGCUAUGAGAGAUUUCAACAGAUAAGUCGCUACUUUCACGGGAUGAAGCAGGCCAACCGAACGUACGAUGCGAAACCGGUGCUGGAACAUCUGGUGCCGAAGUUCCAGGCACUGUACGUACCGAAGCAGCAGCUGAUUGUGGCGGAAGUAACGAUUCCGAAGGACGUGCUACAGGGCCAGCAAGCCGAGCCGCCCAACCACAGCGAAGACGCCCAAGGAAGACCGCCGGAAAGCGCAAAGCAGCUAAGGCUGCUGUGCGAAAGUGACACCGGCUAUGUGCUGAACGUGGAGCUUGCCAACCAAGAGCUGGACCAGGUCGCCCUCACGGACGUGUCCAUCGUGCACCCGUACUUCGGCCGCUGGCACCAUGUGUACUGGGGCAACGACGGGAUCACGAUUGCUGCGGCGGACACGCUGUACGCAAACCAAACGCUCGUCUGCGGAACGCUGCGGAACGCUCCGGAAGAAUCGGUGGCCCCCGAGCGGAACAGUCCGGUCCUGGUGAUGGACGAGCAGGGCAAACGCGUUCUCUCGACGAUACACGGUGCGGCUGCGAUGCAGCCUGCUGCGGACCAACCGCAUGGCUCGCCACCGGCCUGUGUGGCGGACCUAAACCGACGCUUGGCAGAUCUGGACCGGUUCGAAGGUUUGCUCGUCGAAGAAUACCUGUCGAAAGCAAGCGUCCGGUGGCACAAACGCACCGUACUGUUGCUGAUCAAUGUGGCGCUGCUCAACGCGUACAUCCUGCUCUCCCAGGCCGACACGGUUAGCCGAGUGGGGUUCAACGCAUUCCGGCUAGCGGUCGCCAGGGAAUGGGUAGAGGCGAGUGAGCCACUCGAAGAGCCCACCCAAUUUCUCCCAUUGAUCCGACGAAGGAAGCGGAAAUUUCUCCCAUUGAUCCAAGGAAGGAAACGGAAGGAAACGGCCCUACACGAGCAACAGACGAGUCACACGUGUCUGGAGUGCGGGUUGGCGCUGUAAGCGUUAGGGAUAUCACAGGGUGUCAAAUACAGGGUAAAAGAAUACAGGGUGUCAAAACAUCAUGCCCGAAACUGACGGGGAACGCAAGCCGAUGGUGGAACCGCGCAACGAACUGCGUAGAGCGCUUGGGGGUUGGAGCAUCUUCAACACUUGUGAAUGUGCAGAUCUAUUAUUAAUAAUUAAGAGAUUAAUUAUCUCUUAUAGUAUUUUUCUUCCUGUUAUCAGUAUGGCAGUGUCCUUCCUGAGAUCCUAUGUGAACUCGCUCGCGUAAUUCGCUGACAUUCAAUUAUUAUUUGGAUUCAUGUGUAAUCACUCGUGUUACUGUUGUAUUUGGAGAUCUUGGCGUUCUGCUGGAACGAGAUCUGCUCAGUAGGAGUGCGUAAUUAGUCGUACUAUGCAUACUGUUGGUCACUCAUACGCAGAAUGUGUACAGAUCUAGGGGACGUUUCUAAGAAGUCUGGUCCGUCGCGGCAUAAACUAAACUAAGGUUAGGGUAUAAACAAGCUAGACGUAAAUAACUGCUGGAACCAACACUCAUUGCUGGUUUACUGUUGGACAGCAUCGAUGCACUAUUAUGACAGUAAUAUAAUGGUCCUUUGAGCUGUUUGCGUCGAUUUAAUGUUAAGACUGGUUUAACCAAACUAAACGCUGCUUCUUUGUCUGUUAUCAUUUACGAAGCCUGCUCGUACCCUUACCUACUCCUUUGAUUCCUCUCCAAUGAGCCAUAAAUGUAUAAUUUCCGCACCUGUGAGUUUUUGUGAAAUUAGUUUAGUUUUGCUAGGUUAGCUUAUUGUUUAGAUUUAAUCAUCAUUGUAUAGCGAGUGUAGGCAAA